AUGUCUGCUUCUUUCGCUGUUCCUGCUAACCUCCACUCCACCAAGACCGAGGAAAACGGCUCUGAAGGUCAAUCCUACAGCAUCAAGGCUGGUUUGGCUCAAAUGUUGAAGGGUGGUGUUAUCAUGGAUGUCAUCAACGCUGAACAAGCUAGAAUUGCUGAAGAGGCUGGUGCCUGUGCUGUCAUGGCCUUGGAGCGUGUCCCCGCUGAUAUCCGUAAGAACGGUGGUGUUGCCCGUAUGUCUGAUCCCCAAAUGAUCAAGGAGAUUAUUGAGGCUGUCACUAUUCCUGUCAUGGCCAAGGUCCGUAUUGGUCACUUUGUUGAAGCUCAAAUCAUUGAGUCCAUUGGUGUUGAUUACAUUGAUGAAUCUGAAGUUUUGACCCCUGCUGAUGAAGCCAACCACAUCAACAAGCACAACUUCAAGAUCCCUUACGUCUGUGGUGCCAAGAACCUUGGUGAAGCUCUCCGUCGUAUCAACGAAGGAGCUGCCAUGAUCCGUACCAAGGGUGAGGCUGGUACUGGUAACGUUGUUGAAGCUGUCCGUCAUAUUCGCACUGUCACCACUGAAAUCCGUCGUGCCUCUGUCAUGUCUGAUGAAGAACUCUAUGCUUAUGCCAAGGAUAUCCAAGCUCCUUUCAACUUGCUCAAGGAAACCGCCAAGCUCGGUCGUCUCCCUGUUGUUAACUUCGCUGCUGGUGGUGUUGCCACCCCUGCUGAUGCCGCUCUCAUGAUGCAAUUGGGUUGUGAUGGUGUCUUUGUUGGUUCUGGUAUCUUCAAGUCUGGUGACCCAGCCAAGCGUGCUAAGGCUAUUGUCCAAGCUGUCACUCACUUUAACGAUGCUAAGGUUUUGGCUGAGGUCUCUGAGAACCUCGGUGAGGCUAUGGUCGGUAUCAACUUGGAAGAUUUGUCUGAGAACGAGAAGUUUGCCAAGCGUGGUUGGUAA
Mucor velutinosus is the source of this 942-nucleotide messenger RNA. RefSeq lists its product as uncharacterized. Gene Ontology annotation, molecular function: amine-lyase activity. The transcript is spliced from 4 exons. The record is from RefSeq and is a predicted model, not a curated record. Gene Ontology annotation, biological process: amino acid metabolic process; pyridoxal 5'-phosphate biosynthetic process; pyridoxine biosynthetic process. NCBI's taxonomy places the organism in Eukaryota, Fungi, Mucoromycota, Mucoromycetes, Mucorales, Mucoraceae. The coding region runs from base 1 to 942 and encodes 313 amino acids.